UGGCAAUCCUGCCCUUGGUUUCUUGGGAGAUACCGUUACAAACCUCCAUCUUCUUUCUCAUCUCAGGGGCCUGUCCACAUACCUGACUCGGUGUCGUUUGGAAUUCCAUCACUUGGCCUCCUCAAUUCCUUCUUUUCACCGUCCUUUUCUGCCUUUAAAUAGCCCAGAAAGAGGAAAAAUCAAAAUGUACAGGGCCCAGAAGUUUGCCCUCGGCCUGCUCGCUGCGGCGGCGGUUGCCACAGCCUCGGAUGUCGUCCAGCUGAAGAAGGACACGUUCGACGACUUCAUGAAGACUAACGACCUCGUCCUGGCUGAGUUCUUCGCUCCGUGGUGCGGUCACUGCAAGGCCCUCGCCCCCGAGUACGAGGAGGCUGCCACCUCGCUCAAGGAGAAGAACAUCAAGCUCAUCAAGGUCGACUGCACAGAGGAGACUGACCUCUGCCAACAACACGGUGUCGAGGGCUACCCAACUCUUAAGGUCUUCCGGGGCCUCGACAAUGUCUCUCCCUACAAGGGCCAGCGCAAGGCUGCUGCCAUCACAUCCUACAUGAUCAAGCAGUCCCUGCCGGCCGUUUCGGAGGUCACCAAGGACACCCUGGAGGAGUUCAAGAAGGCCGACAAGGUUGUUCUUGUUGCCUAUGUCGAUGCCGCGGACAAGACGUCAAGCGAGGUCUUCACCAAGGCCGCCGAGAAACUCCGCGACAACUACCCCUUCGGUCUCAGCACUGACGCUGAGCUGGCCGAGGCCGAGGGUGUCAAGUCCCCCGCCGUCGUCCUCUACAAGGACUUCGACGAGGGCAAGUCUGUCUUCACCGAGAAGUUCGACGCUGAGGCGAUUGAGAAAUUCGCCAAGACGGCUGCUACCCCGCUGAUUGGCGAGGUCGGCCCCGAGACCUACUCUGACUACAUGUCGGCUGGCAUCCCGCUUGCCUACAUUUUUGCCGAGACUGCUGAGGAGCGCAAGGAGCUCAGCGACAAGCUCAAGCCUAUCGCCGAGGCCCACCGCGGCGUCAUCAACUUCGGCACCAUUGACGCCAAGGCGUUCGGUGCGCAUGCCGGCAACCUCAACCUCAAGACCGACAAGUUUCCCGCCUUCGCCAUCCAGGAGGUCGCCAAGAACCAGAAGUUCCCCUUCGACCAGGAUAAGGAGAUCACCGCAGAGGCCAUCAAGGCUUUCGUUGACGACUUUGUUGCCGGCAAGAUUGAGCCCAGCAUCAAGUCUGAGCCCAUCCCCGAGAAGCAGGAGGGCCCCGUCACCGUCGUCGUUGCCAAGAACUACAAUGACAUUGUUCUUGACGACGAGAAGGACGUCCUAAUUGAGUUUUACGCCCCGUGGUGCGGUCACUGCAAGGCUUUGGCUCCCAAGUACGAGGAGCUCGGUGCCCUGUAUGCCAAGAGCGAGUUCAAGGACAAGGUAGUUAUCGCCAAGGUCGAUGCCACUGCCAACGACGUCCCCGACGAGAUCCAGGGCUUCCCCACCAUCAAGCUGUACCCCGCCGGCGCCAAGAGCGAGCCCGUCACGUACUCUGGCUCGCGCACUGUUGAGGACCUCAUCAAGUUCAUUGCCGAGAACGGCAAGCACAAGGCUUCGGUCUCGGAGGAGGCUGAGGAGCCUUCGACGUCGGCCACCGAGUCUGCCACCGAGACCAAGUCGGAGGCUGCGAAGGAGACUGACCAUGACGAGCUCUAAAGGGAAUGAAUGGAUUUCAUGUAUUGUAAUCAUGCUUUUUUUGGGUUUGUCAUUAGGGAUCACGGGCAAGCGUAACCAAGGGUCCGUAUUUCUGGGAUUGGGUUUGCCAAAAUACCAAGGGCCAUCUGUCUGAUGAUUGAUUGCCUGUGUGCCGA
Messenger RNA from Parathielavia appendiculata, 1845 nucleotides. RefSeq names its product protein disulfide isomerase. Lineage: Eukaryota; Fungi; Ascomycota; Sordariomycetes; Sordariales; Chaetomiaceae. The record is from RefSeq and is a predicted model, not a curated record. Gene Ontology annotation, biological process: protein folding; response to endoplasmic reticulum stress. The transcript is spliced from 4 exons. The coding region runs from base 185 to 1690 and encodes 501 amino acids. Gene Ontology annotation, molecular function: protein disulfide isomerase activity. Gene Ontology annotation, cellular component: endoplasmic reticulum.